GCUAGCAAGGCAUAUUCAAGACCAUGAUGGCUCAGUUUCCCACAGCAAUGAAUGGAGGCCCAAACGUAUGGGCCAUCACCUCUGAAGAGCGGGCCAAGCAUGACAAGCAGUUCGAUAGCCUUAAACCCACAGGAGGCUACAUUACAGGUGAUCAAGCACGUACCUUUUUUUUGCAAUCAGGUCUACCACCUUCAAUCCUUGCUCAAAUAUGGACACUAUCAGAUCUGAACAAGGAUGGAAAAAUGGAUCAGCAGGAGUUCUCUAUAGCCAUGAAACUCAUCAAGCUGAAAUUGCAAGGACAGCAUUUGCCUGCAGUUCUCCCUCCUGUCAUGAAACAAACUCCAGUAUUGUCACCACUAAUGUCAGCUCGCUUUGGAAUGGGUAGUAUGCCAAAUCUGUCCAUGCCAACAUCUAUGUCUACGAUCACACCAUUAGCUCCCAUGUCUCUGACCUCCAUGACUUCCAUUCCUCCUUUGGUUAUCUCUGCUCCCCUGGUGCCUUCUGUCAGUACCUCCUCGUUGCCAAAUGGAACACCCAGCCUUCUACAGCCUUUGUCCGUACCUUUCUCUUCAAGUAAGUAUACGCUGCCUCAUACUGGUUCUUUAGGUCCCAUGGCAGGAGGGUUUGGUGUUUCUAGUAUACAGAAGGCACAGUCACUAAUCGAUUUAGGAUCUAGCAGUUCAAAUUCUUCCUCUAGUGCUUCACUAGCUGGGAAUUCACCAAAGAUUGCAUCUUCAGACUGGGCAGUUCCUCAGGCCUCCAGAUUAAAAUACAGACAGAAGUUUAACAGUCUUGAUAAAAGUAUGAGUGGAUAUUUAUCAGGAUUUCAGGCAAGAAAUGCCCUUCUGCAAUCAAACCUUUCACAGACUCAGCUGGCUACUAUUUGGUCACUAGCUGAUAUUGAUGGAGAUGGACAACUGAAAGCUGAUGAGUUUGUGUUAGCCAUGCACCUAACUGAUAUGGCCAAAGCCGGACAACCUCUGCCACUAACUUUACCUCCUGAACUAGUACCACCUUCUUUCAGGAGUGGGAAAUGCACUGAAAGUAUAAAUGGAACUCUGCCAUCUUACCAGCCUGUGCAAGAGGAGGAACCACAGAAAAAACAGCCAGUGACUUUUGAGGACAAAAGGAAAGCCAACUAUGAGAGGGGGAAUAUGGAGCUGGAAAAACGCCGUCAGGUCCUGUUGGAGCAGCAGCAGAGAGAGGCUGAGCGUAAGGCUCAGAAAGAAAGAGAAGAACAAGAGCGGAGAGAGAAGGAACGGCAGGAACAGGAACGGAAAAAGCAACUUGAAAUGGAAAGGCAGCUGGAGAGGCAGCGAGAGCUGGAACGACAAAGAGAAGAAGAAAGGAGGAAAGAAAUAGAAAGGCGGGAGGCAGCGAAGCAAGAACUUGAGCGCCAGCGGCGGCUGGAAUGGGAGAAAAUUCGUCGCCAAGAACUUCUUAAUCAGCGUAACAGAGAACAAGAAGAAAUUGUCAAGCUGACCUCUAAAAAGAAGAGCCUUAAUCUUGAGUUAGAAGCUUUGACAGACAAACAUCAGCAAAUCUCAGGCAGAUUGCAGGAUAUUCGAAGCAAAAAGGAAAUUCAAAAAACUGAACUGGAGGUUUUAGAUAAGAAAUAUGACCAAGGAAUCAUGGAAGUCAAGCAACUACAACAGCAGCUUCAGGAGUAUCAAAAUAAACUCACCUGUUUAGUUCCUGAAAAGCAGUUGUUAAGUGAAAGAAUUAGAAACACUCAACUUGAAACAACUGAGAGUACAGGAAUCAGUUCAGUACACAAGAAAUCUGCAGAAAAGGAAGAAUUAUGUCAAAGACUUAAGGAGCAAUUAGAUGCCCUUGAGAAAGAGACUGCUUCUAAACUUGCUGAAAUGGAUGCGUUUAACAGUCAGCUUAAGGACCUGAGACAAAGUUACAGCACGCAGCAAUUAGCCUUGGAGCAGCUCCACAGGAUCAAACAUGACAAAAUAAGAGAGGUAGAAAAAAGAAGAGCUGAACUUGUGCUGAAAAAGCGACUGGAAGAUGAGGCUGCAAGAAAAGCAAAACGGGAGAAGGAGAACCAAUGGCAGGAAAAUAUCCGACGGGAAGAGGAAGAGAAAAAGAAGCGAUUGGAGGAAGAACGAAUGCAGGAAAAAGUUCACGAAAAGCUGAAAGCUGAAGAAGCAUCUAGGAAUUCAGUUGCCUUUGUAAAUUACAGAGCUUUAUAUCCAUUUGAAGCAAGGAAUCACGAUGAAAUGAGCUUUAAUACUGGGAAUAUAAUUCAGGUUGAUGAAAAAACUGUGGGAGAGCCUGGCUGGCUUUAUGGGAGUUUUCAAGGACACUUUGGUUGGUUUCCAUGCAACUAUGUAGAAAAAUUACCAGAAGGAGAAAAAUCUUUAUCUCCCAAGAAGGCCUUACUUCCUCCUACAGUAUCUUUAUCUACUACCUCAGCUGCUUCAGAACCACUUUCUCCAAGUAAAUCUGCAGAAGAAUCUGAUUACCAAAAUAUACCUUUUUCUAGCCUGAAUGUUAAUACAGCAUGGCAACAGAAAUCGGCUUUUACUCGCACUGUGUCCCCUGGAUCUGUUUCACCUGUUCAUGGACAGGGACAGCCUGUCGAGAACUUAAAAGCACAAGCACUUUGCUCUUGGACUGCAAAAAAAGAUAACCACUUGAAUUUUUCAAAAAAUGAUAUCAUUACUGUCCUGGAGCAGCAGGAAAACUGGUGGUUCGGAGAGGUACAUGGACGAAGGGGUUGGUUUCCAAAAUCAUAUGUCAAGCUCUUACCUGGGAGUGAAAUCAAGAAAGAGGAACCAGAAGCCAUUUAUGCAGCUAUAAACAAAAAACCUAAUACACAGUCUUAUGCAGCAGGAGAGGAGUAUGUUGCCCUCUAUUCGUAUUCAAGCUCUGAGCCUGGUGACUUGACUUUCAUAGAAGGUGAAGAAAUCUUGGUGACCCAGAAGGAAGGAGAAUGGUGGACUGGGAGCAUUGAUGGCAGAACUGGAAUCUUCCCCUCCAAUUAUGUCAGACCAAAGGAUCAAGAAGCUUCUAUUAAUGCUGGCAAAACUGGAACAAUAAAUAAGAAACCAGAAAUUGCUCAGGUUACUACUGCCUAUGCUGCAUCAGGAACUGAACAACUUAGUCUUGCUCCAGGACAGCUAAUACUGAUUCUGAAGAAAAAUGCUAGUGGAUGGUGGCAAGGAGAGUUGCAGGCAAGAGGGAAAAAGAGACAGAAAGGAUGGUUCCCUGCCAGCCAUGUGAAAUUACUGGGUCCAAGCAGCGAAAAAACCACAUCUGCUGCUCCCUCAGUGUGUCAGGUGAUAGCCAUGUACGAUUACAUGGCAAACAAUGAAGAUGAGCUCAGUUUUGCCAAAGGACAGCUUAUUAAUGUACUGAACAAGGAUGAUGCUGACUGGUGGCAAGGAGAAAUCAGUGGUGUGACAGGUCUCUUUCCCUCAAACUACGUGAAGAUGACCACAGAUUCUGAUCCAAGUCAACAGUGGUGUGCUGAUCUCCAAAGCCUUGACACUAUGCAGCCAAUGGAAAGGAAAAGGCAGGGCUACAUUCACGAACUCAUUCAGACAGAAGAAAGGUACAUGGAUGAUCUUCAGCUUGUCAUAGAGGUUUUCCAAAAACCGAUGGCUGAUUCGGGCUGUCUUACUGAAGGAGAGAUGGGGCUGAUCUUUGUUAACUGGAAAGAACUCAUCAUGUCAAAUACAAAGUUACUGAAAGCCUUGCGAGUGCGUAAGAAAACCGGAGGAGAGAAGAUGCCUGUGCAGAUGAUUGGGGACAUCUUAGCAGCAGAACUUGCUCACAUGCAGGCCUACAUUCGGUUCUGCAGCUGCCAGCUUAAUGGAGCUUCACUGCUGCAGCAGAAAACCGAUGAAGAUGCUGAUUUCAAAGACUACUUAAAGAAACUUGCCUUGGACCCUCGCUGCAAAGGAAUGCCCCUCUCCAGCUUCCUCCUGAAACCUAUGCAAAGAAUAACACGCUACCCUCUGCUCGUAAAGAGUAUUCUAGAGAACACUCCAGAAAAUCACCCUGACCACAGUAGCCUCAGGCUUGCUUUGGAGCGUGCGGAAGAGCUGUGCUCUCAAGUUAACGAAGGGGUGCGUGAGAAAGAGAACUCGGACAGGCUGGAAUGGAUACAGGCUCAUGUCCAGUGUGAAGGUCUUGCUGAGCAACCUGUCUUCAACUCCCUCACAAACUGCUUGGGGCCACGGAAACUCCUGCACAGUGGCAAGUUGUACAAGGCCAAGAGCAGUAAGGAGCUGUACGGCUUCCUUUUCAAUGACUUUCUCCUGCUGACCUACAUGGUUAAACAGUUUGUGUCUUCUGGCUCCGAUAAACUGUUCAGUCCCAAAUCCAAUUCCCAGUUCAAAAUGUACAAAAUGCCUAUUUUCCUUAAUGAAGUCCUAGUGAAAUUGCCCACAGACCCCUCAAGUGAUGAGCCAGUUUUCCACAUAUCACACAUUGACAGAGUUUACACGCUUAAAACUGACAACAUUAAUGAGCGCACUGCCUGGGUCCAGAAGAUCAAAGCAGCAUCAGAGCAGUACAUCGAGACUGAGAAGAAGAAACGAGAGAAGGCCUAUCAAGCUCGCUCACAGAAAACUUCAGGAAUAGGACGCUUGAUGGUGCAUGUGAUUGAAGCCACAGAACUAAAGGCCUGCAAGCCUAAUGGGAAGAGCAACCCGUAUUGUGAAAUCAGCAUGGGCUCUCAGAGCUACACUACAAGGACCCUGCAGGACACUUUGAACCCCAAGUGGAACUUCAACUGCCAGUUCUUCAUUAAGGAUCUGUAUCAGGAUGUCCUAUGUAUCACCAUGUUUGACAGGGAUCAGUUCUCACCUGAUGAUUUUUUGGGUCGCACUGAAGUUCCAGUAGCAAAAAUCAGGACAGAGCAAGAAAGUAAAGGUCCCACGACUAAACACUUACUGCUUCAUGAAGUUCCAACAGGUGAAGUCUGGGUCCGUUUUGACCUCCAGCUCUUUGAUCAGAAAACACUCAUCUAAAAACGCUUUUCUUAAUUUAUGAAGGACAGGAAGCUGACA
Messenger RNA from Indicator indicator, 5027 nucleotides. RefSeq names its product intersectin 2 (gene ITSN2). NCBI's taxonomy places the organism in Eukaryota, Metazoa, Chordata, Aves, Piciformes, Indicatoridae. The record is from RefSeq and is a predicted model, not a curated record. The transcript is spliced from 38 exons. Gene Ontology annotation, molecular function: protein binding; guanyl-nucleotide exchange factor activity; calcium ion binding. The coding region runs from base 24 to 4988 and encodes 1654 amino acids. Gene Ontology annotation, biological process: positive regulation of Rho protein signal transduction.